GAAGCUCUUCUAGGUCGCAACACUGGCCAGUUUAAUUGCCAUGAAAAGCUUGCAAUUUACUAUUGCGAAGAGGCUAGUAACAUUUUCUACAAAACUCAAGAUAAACAGUUGAAGGGAUCUCCUAUUAAAUUCCAAAAGGCAAAACAUUACCGUGAAUCUGCCGCA
Molecule: messenger RNA, 165 nt
Organism: Racocetra persica
Lineage: Eukaryota; Fungi; Glomeromycota; Glomeromycetes; Diversisporales; Gigasporaceae
Source: the annotation of a GenBank genome assembly